Aphanomyces invadans is the source of this 495-nucleotide messenger RNA. RefSeq lists its product as hypothetical. The transcript has a single exon. The record is from RefSeq and is a predicted model, not a curated record. The coding region runs from base 1 to 393 and encodes 130 amino acids. Lineage: Eukaryota; Oomycota; Saprolegniomycetes; Saprolegniales; Verrucalvaceae.
AUGUUGCUGGCGGUGGGCCGACUGGUGAUGAUGGUGGUCGGCCUCGGCGGCUCUGUGUCUGCAGCGGAAGUUGGCGCAGCAGCCAAGGUUCCUGUCUACCCGUACCUCGUCGAGUGUUUUUGUAACACGACCGUGACGUCCCAAGUCACAGUGAUCACAACCGACGCGUCUCAGAACACCCAAGCCGCGACAGUCGACAUCCCGUCCUGCAUCGACGAUGUUUUCGCUACAACCGGGAUUCGCUGGUACCUCAACGGUCCAUUCGAUCCAGCCAUCACGUACUGGCCAACGUCGACUCCCGUCAACUACGACGGCGACCGCAGUGCCAUCCGACUCAUUCGGCUCGGGUAUCGGUGCCAGAAGACGGCGCUAGGGGACUCGUCCUUGCUGUGACAAGACUCCCGCGUGAUGCCAUCUUCGUUAUAUAUAUAUCUGUCUAGUUAGCGUCGCUGGUGCUGCUUCUUGUACUUGAUAAAGCGCAAGAGGUUGAGUCGU